This is a messenger RNA of Olea europaea var. sylvestris, 579 nucleotides long. Its product is annotated as syntaxin-132-like. Gene Ontology annotation, cellular component: endomembrane system; plasma membrane; SNARE complex. Gene Ontology annotation, molecular function: SNARE binding; SNAP receptor activity. The record is from RefSeq and is a predicted model, not a curated record. Gene Ontology annotation, biological process: vesicle fusion; intracellular protein transport; exocytosis. The transcript is spliced from 2 exons. NCBI's taxonomy places the organism in Eukaryota, Viridiplantae, Streptophyta, Magnoliopsida, Lamiales, Oleaceae. The coding region runs from base 129 to 356 and encodes 75 amino acids.
CGAGAUAUCUUAUCGGUCUCUCCAGGAAAAUGGAUAUGAGUUAGAAAGAACGUGCCAAGGAUCCAACAAAAAUGACGGAUGCUGGGUCUAAUUGAUUAUGAUAUUGUCUCAUGUAGGUAUUCUUGGACAUGGCAGUGCUGGUAGAUGCUCAAGGGGACAUGAUCAACAACAUAGAAUCACAUGUAUCAUCUGCAGUAGACCACGUGCAGUCUGGGAAUGUUGCUCUUCAGAAGGCAAAAAGUCUACAAAAGAGCUCCAGGAAAUGGAUGUGCAUUGCUAUCCUCAUUCUUCUUAUCAUUGUCGCUAUCAUUGUUGUGGGUGUAUUCAAGCCAUGGAAGAGCAACAAGGGUGCUUAAUUCUUCAAGUAUACUAUUCAAACCGUUUUCUUAUAUACAAUCUUUACCAUUCUUUUCUGGAGUCAAAAUUCAGGCGUACAUGCAAAAUUGUAUUUAAUUACUUGUAUUCUUUUAUGCGUAUAAUGUUUUAAUUUGUGAACUACGCACAUUCAUGGUUUUAAUCUCUAUUUUGUAAGAUUGAUUUAUCAUUCUGGAGAUAAAUACAUUUCUUACUUGGUUCGAA